Gossypium raimondii (Peruvian cotton) is the source of this 3063-nucleotide messenger RNA. RefSeq lists its product as uncharacterized. The transcript is spliced from 5 exons. The coding region runs from base 134 to 2860 and encodes 908 amino acids. NCBI's taxonomy places the organism in Eukaryota, Viridiplantae, Streptophyta, Magnoliopsida, Malvales, Malvaceae. The record is from RefSeq and is a predicted model, not a curated record.
UAUUAUUAGCUUACUUCUUCAAAACCCUCAGUCUCCCUGUGUUUGUUUCAGUUUUAACUGUAGAAAAGAAAAGCAAACAAAAAAAAAAAAACCCUUUUCUUCAUCUUUUUCUUCUUGUUUAUUGUUCUUAGUUAUGGACAUUCAAGAUCAUGGGAAAAAUCAUCCCUCAGGGCAUGAGAGCCAUGGAGGAGUUCAUUUAUGUCACAAAUGUGGAUGGCCUUUUCCAAACCCACAUCCAAGUGCAAAACAGAGGCGUUCUCACAAGAAGAUAUGUGGAACCAUUGAAGGUUACAAGCUAAUUGAUUCAAGGGAUAUUAUCACUCAUUCAACUCCUUCAGAUGAGGAACCGCUUUCAGAUGAGUCUCAUAAAACCCCCUGUGCUCAAGUUCCUAAAGUUGUGGAAAGCUGUAGUUUGGAGAAAAAUAUUGGUGGAAUUGGAGCAAUGUCCAACAAAUCUGAAGAUGACGUCUUUUCGGAUGCUGCAAUGGAAUUUCAAGAUGGUGGAUUUGGUCUCGGAAGGCUGGACAGUUUCGAUCAUCCUAGCAAAUCAGACAAGGAUCUUACUCCCGUUGUAUCUUUCAAAGAUUGUGAAGACACCUGUGAUGUGAUCCCAAUCAAAAUGGAACCUCUAAUGGACGUCUUGGAAGAGAGUAGUAAAGUCGGUGGUGGUGAUAAGAUGGCAGAAUACACUGUUAGGCAGGAGACUAAUGCCGAAAAGAUAGAAAUGAUGCUGGAUGGAAUUUCAGAUUUGGGUCAGUUGGAGGAAGAUUUUAGUGACAGGUUGGCUUCUAAAACAUCCAUUAAUGAAAAUGCUGAGCAAGAGAGUGAUGGAAAGGGACACCUGGGAAUUAAUUUAGAACAAAAUCUAACAGAUGUUGUGGCAUCAAACAGGGUUCAUGCGUGUGUAACAUCUGAAAAGACGGAUGAUAUAACUCCUGAGACUCGGUUGGUUGAUAGAGUAGUCAAAGUAAAAGAAAAUGAUGAUAAAUUGCCUCUCAACACUGUCAUUAAUGAUCUUUCGGCUAAAGAUGAAUCCGCAAAAGAUAUUGAUGCUUCUACAUAUAACUUUCAAAUACUGACUGAUGCAGCACAAGAUUCAACUAAGGUGUGCGAUAAAACAGAGAAGGAAAAUGUAAGUGUUUAUGCGCUAAAGCAUGAGAGUUUUAAAGAUCAUAACACGGUGAAAUUGCCUCAAUCGAGGGCCUUAGCUUCUGAAGAAAUAAUAGUUGAUGAGGAAGAUGAAGUCAAAGACCUUGUUUCUCAGGAGAAAUGUGAUACUUUGUCAUUAAAGCAGCUGGAUAAAGACAAUGAGGCAGAUGCUUUGUGCAUUCAUGUUGCCGAAGACAGCUAUAAACUUGGUGGAAAUAAAGAAGAGCUUGUUGAAGGGAAAACUGAUGUUAUUCAGCUUGAUAAAGGGUCUGAUACAUUGGGGUCUUUUGUUGAUGAUGAUACAACUAAGAACAAGAAGGACCUGGAAGUCUGGUAUCUCAAAGAAAAGCAGCCUGUUUUGGUUUCUCAUACUGAUGUUGAGUUAAAUAAUGCAUGUGGCAGUGAUGAUAUGGACGUUCCUCAAUCGGGUAGAAAUGGGGCUCAUAUAACUGAAGAUGAGAACACGGGAAGAAUUGAUGAUGAAAAUUAUGUGAAAAAGACAUUAACGUCAAAUGAAUCUACAAACGGUUCAUCUCUGUCCCAAACCAACCCAUCAUCGAACUUACUUGAUGUUGAAAAUUCUGCAUCUGAAUCUGUUAGCCUGCAUCAUGAUUCCCCAGUUGCCGCCAAGGAAGAUAAUGAUGAAUAUACAAGGGCCUUACCUGAGACUGAAGGCCCACACUUGAAUAGGGCUUCAAACAGUCUCGAUGACAUGAAGGAAUCCGAAAUAAGUAGGGAUAUCAAGUUACAAGGAGAGUGUGUGGGCAAAGAUCUUAUGACUUCUGCAGUAAACAACAUUGAAGGAAAUGAGUUUGAGAAAACUUCACAGGACCAAUUGAAGAAAGACUCGAUACAUUCACCAUCAUUUGCUGAGCCUACGGGUCGAAUUUCUGCUGCUGUUGAUGAUAGCCAUACUGGAGAGUCCGGAGUGGAUGCUUCCGGGACUAGCACACUAAGUUUGCAAGGGGAGGCUGAUAAUGGCUCUAUUAAGCCUCAACUCGAUGCACCCGUAGGUGAUGUUUCAAAAUCAAGCAGUCACAAUGAUAGUUUGGAUGGUCAGUGGGGAUCUGUUUCGGUUUUCUCGAUGCAAUCAGAUAACCCGGCUGCAAUCAACACUGAAAAUUUAUCACCAAUUGGCUCACAUCCGUUGUUGGAACCAGAGAAAGCCAACAUAAACAAACCAUCAGCAGUAUUGGGAGAAAAACAUUUCGAUAAAUCUGAUGAAUUCAAGCCACCAUCUUUCAUGACACUAGUUGAACCUGUAGGCAGCAACGAAAACGCCGCCGCUGCAUCUGAAGUCCAGACAGCGCAGAAUUCACAACAUGCUGGCUGGUUCCCUUCUAUUACUCACACGGCAAGUGAGUCACAAGGAAGAAAGAAGGAAGAGAUCAUAGCAAAAGUAAACAACUGGAAUACAAUGCAGCACACUCCAUUGAAGAGCCUACUGGGUGAAGCCAUUAAUGAGACCAAACCAAAGUUCCCAAAUUCCCCCAAGGCAGACCCAAGAGAUGAAAAAGUAACGAAAGAUAAUGGAGGCAUGGUUACCAAAGUUAGCUCAAUUCUGGGACCUGAAUCACCUGAAACUGAGCCAAGCAAUGUGGAAAAAUGGGAUUCUCCUGCAAGGUAUCAAGCUGAUAUUAAAAGAGAGAAAAGGAAAAUGAAGGGUAGGCCACUCUGGACACAGUUUGUAUGCUGUUCAUCUGCAAAUUAGGAUAGGAUCAUAAAUGCCUCUAGACAUUAUUGAGUGGGGGAUUGCUUCUCAAUGGCAUUGUUUAAUAGCAACUCUUUUAUUUUUUUCCUUUUUAGCCUUGAAUUUUUCUUAUUCAUGGGAAUUUGUAGCUUGUAAAUUAUUUGGACAAUUGCAUUGUUUUUUUUUGUUGUUGUAGUACUAGUAUAUUCAUAUUAUUUAGUAUA